Saxophila tyrrhenica is the source of this 1719-nucleotide messenger RNA. RefSeq lists its product as uncharacterized. The transcript has 5 exons. Bases 1 to 1719 code for a protein of 572 amino acids. The record is from RefSeq and is a predicted model, not a curated record. Lineage: Eukaryota; Fungi; Ascomycota; Dothideomycetes; Mycosphaerellales; Extremaceae.
AUGGCGCACGACAGCUUCGAGUCGGUGGUUCGGAGCGGCGAUACCACACCACCGCUCACCGAGCCAGAUGCAAUUGUGACACAACCAGCUGCUGUUUGCAGCGUCCAAUCCCUAGACAAUGCAGAUACGAGCUCCGCAGGUUCAUCUUAUACACCACGACCGUAUCUCACAGAGGUGCUGCCCAUCGGGCUUGUCGACUCGAUCAUCGCCUUCACCGUCGACGUAGCCGCUCCCUGUCGUCCCUGCAAGCACGAGUGCACUCAGCCAGACUACCAUAAGUCUGGCAUCUGUCACCUUCUCAACCUCGCCAAAACGUGCAGCAAGUUGAGAAUACGAGCCCAGAAGUUGCUCCACCAGCACCUUCGAAUCAGAAGCUUUCCCAUGGAGGAUGGUUGCUACACAUUCACCCAUGAGACGGAGAACCUUAAGACCGACUACGUGCUUCCGGAAAAGCAGGUUUUCGAUAUGGUCCAGAAGAAUAGUAGACUGGUGACGCACACUGCCAUAAAUGUCAGGUCGCUAACUUUCGACUUUCCCCGUCGUCUCGACAAAUCCUUACCAAGCAGAGCUUUUGCAACGGCAUUCGUCCAGCUCAUCAGUCGCCUCCCGCAGCUCAAAACCCUACUGUUCAACCUUCCCCUGUACUCCUGGGCCCAGGACACCUUCCGCGAAGCUUUUGAGAACCAUUUCAAUGAUACCGAGCCAUUGAGUAAGCUGCCGGUCACCGAAGCUCAAUUGGGCAUCUUCUGUGGCUUUGGUGCGCACUACUGCCCAGGGCUCAUGGCAGUAGUCGGAUACGAUCAUUACAAUGACUUCCGCACCAACACUCGACUACCCGAGACCCUACUCGCCAUAUCUCAGGGUGGCGAGGCUUCUCCACAACCUGCUAAGUUCCCCCUGGAGCACUUCGAGAUGGCUUGUUUCUGGACUCAAACCACAUGGAACGUCGUCGAAGCGCUAUCACAGCACGUCAUUCUCAAGAAACUCGGCGUCAGAGGGCAGCUGGCGGAACCACCGCUACCGCUCGACUACAGAUCAGGAACCCGGGUUAAGCGCAACGACUUCUACAAGAACCUACGGCAGUUCAAGCACCUCGAAACUCUGAUUCUGUCAGGCAACGUCUUGUGGAACUUCUUCUGGAAGUACCGCGGCACCGAUUACUUUGAACUUGGACUUGACCCAUUUACAAGCGUGACCGACGUUGUGUACGAAGACGAACUCCAGCCCCAUCACCUACGCUCGUUCCUGGACUUCCGCCAUGACCACUUUGGUACCGGAGAGCUUGACGCUACGAACCGGCUUUACGACAAGGUCUACCGUGAAUUCAUGACAACACUGCAUUCGGAGGGCCUCGAGCACAUCAGAACUGUCUGGAUCGAAGCUUCUCUACGCCCGAGACAAGCAGACGGAAAGUUGCGUCCACCCGAUGUGCCGUACUACGACUACAGUAAGUUCCGAGAUGUCAAGCUGGUUCGUCAAAAGGAUGGUUCUAUCACCAUCAGCCGUCAAGACGUGAGGAGGCAGCUCACAGAUGGUCUUGUGCCGGUCGUGGGCUUCCCUCAUCGGACGUACCCAGACCAGUCGUUGGGCUCGUACUUGAAGACAGCGCUUCCGCUCGGCUACCCACGGAGCAGUGUGGUACGGGAAACAGAGCUGCCCAACGGACGUAACCGCAGUUACCCGGAUGGCGAGCUGGCGAUUGGUGACGAGUGGUUGUAA